CAGAGAUGGGAGAUGGCGCCGGUGCUGCCCGUGGUGCUGCCCCUCCAACCCCGCAUCCGUCUGGCGCAGGGGCUCUGGCUCCUCUCCUGGCUGCUGGCACUGGCCGGUGGCCUCACCCUCCUCUGUAGCGGGCACCUCCUGGCACAGCUGUGGCACCUUGGCACCUUCCUGGCUCCCUCUUGUCCAUUCCCUGCUCUGCCCCAGACUGCCCUGGCAGCAGGAGCGAUGGCUCUAGGCACAGGACUAGGGGGUGCAGGAGCCAGCCAGGCGAGUCUGGAUGCAGCUCGCUACCCUCCCUGGCGAGGGGUCCUGAGUCCGCUCCUGGUGGCUGGCACUGCUGCAGGAGGAGGAUUGCUGGCCCUUGCCUUGGGGCUAACCCUGGUUUUGCCAGCAAGUCUGCACCAGGGACUGGAGGAAGGCCUGGAGGCUGCCUUGGCUCACUACAAGGACACAGAGGUGCCUGGACACUGUCAGGCCAAACGACUGAUGGAUGAGUUGCAGUUGAGGUUCCACUGCUGCGGACGCCAUGGCUACAAGGAUUGGUUUGGUGUCCAAUGGGUCAGCAACCGUUACCUGGACCCCAGUGACCAAGAUGUGGUUGACCGGAUCCAGAGCAAUGUGGAAGGUUUAUACCUGAUUGAUGGAGUCCCCUUCUCCUGUUGCAACCCCCACUCACCCCGGCCUUGCCUGCAAAACCAACUCUCUGACCCCUAUGCCCAUCCACUCUUUGAUCCUCGGCAACCCAACUUAAAUCUCUGGGCACAAGGGUGCCAUGAGGUACUGCUGGGGCACCUGCAGGGAUUGGCAGGCACACUGGGAAGCACGCUGGCUGUCACCUUCCUGCUCCAGGCUCUAGUGCUCGUCGGCUUGCGGUAUUUGCAGACAGCGCUGGAGGGGCUUGAAGGAGUCAUUGAUGGGGAAGGAGAGACCCAGGGCUAUCUUUUUCCUGGUGGGCUGAGAGACAUACUGAAAACUGCCUGGCUACAGGGAGGGACUGCCCACAAGCCAGCACCAGAGGAGGCCCCACCAGAAGAGGAACCUCCCAAGGAGGAUCUACCUGAGGCCUAGUAACCUGAGGUGGGGGGGCAGUGGACAAAUAUGAAAAACUUACCUUUUUUAUUUUAUUUUUUGGUUUUUAGAGACAGGGUUUCUCUGUGUAGCUUUGGAACUCA
This is a messenger RNA of Microtus ochrogaster (prairie vole), 1172 nucleotides long. It is a transcript of the gene Rom1, whose product is annotated as retinal outer segment membrane protein 1. Gene Ontology annotation, biological process: visual perception. The record is from RefSeq and is a predicted model, not a curated record. Lineage: Eukaryota; Metazoa; Chordata; Mammalia; Rodentia; Cricetidae. Gene Ontology annotation, cellular component: membrane.